CAAAAAAAAAAAAAACAAAAAGAAAGAAAAGGAGGGCAGGAUGAAUCCCGGUUUUGGGAGUGUGCCAAUAACAAUCUCGGCUCGGAGGCUGCGCGGACCAUUUUUACUACCGAAAGGAGGAAGCAAGGCGACCAAGCAGGCAGGACACGAGCUCGGCUUCGACUGUGACGCCAGUCCGGGCUUGGGUUCAUUCCUUCAGGAUUGCAUUUUUUUUUUAAAAGAUACACACGGGCUUCCGCCUGUCAAAAACUGAUAGCCGAAAAACUGCUUAAUAGUACCUGGAUUUAAUCUACUCCCGACCGGAUUAUCACUUUGGAGGGAAGCGAAUUAAGUCAAACGAUUGCACCUGUUUGUUGAUACCCGCGAGUGGUGCAACGAGGACAGCACCGAGGAACCGAACCGACACCGAGACCGUACCCCGGCCGACAAGUUGUGCAUCUUGACUGGAGGUGGGGGGGGGGGGAAAUCUGCCAACAUGCCGCUCGCACAGAUCGCCGAGCCGUGGCCCACCAUGGAACUCGUCCAGCUGGAAACUGAGAAUGGCCAGAGCACUGUUGAGGAUGGAGUCACACCUGCAGUCAAGGACGAUGGUGAAAUCAAGGAAAUCAACAUCACCCAUGUGGUCAAAGAGGGCUCGGAAAAAGCAGACGCGUCUCACUUUGAGCUGCUCAAAGUGUUGGGUCAAGGCUCCUUUGGGAAGGUGUUCCUGGUGCGCAAGGUGACCCCUCCCGAUGACAACCAGCUCUAUGCCAUGAAGGUCCUCAAGAAGGCCACACUCAAAGUGAGAGAUCGUGUGAGGACAAAGAUGGAGAGAAACAUCCUGGCUGAUGUCAACCACCCCUUUAUUGUUAAGCUACACUACGCUUUCCAGACUGAAGGCAAACUCUACUUGAUCCUGGACUUCCUCCGAGGAGGCGAUCUCUUCACCCGACUGUCUAAAGAGGUGAUGUUCACGGAGGAGGACGUCAAGUUUUACCUUGCAGAACUGGCACUGGGCCUUGACCACCUCCACAGCUUGGGCAUUAUGUACAGAGACCUCAAGCCUGAAAACAUUCUCCUGGAUGAGGAAGGUCACAUCAAGCUAACAGAUUUUGGUCUGUGCAAAGAAGGCAUUGACCACCAUGAGAAGGCCUACUCCUUCUGUGGCACGGUGGAAUACAUGGCACCCGAGGUGGUCAACAGGGGAGGGCACACUCACAGCGCCGACUGGUGGUCAUUUGGAGUACUGAUGUUUGAAAUGUUGACCGGAUCGCUACCCUUCCAUGGGAAAGACCGCAAAGAAACCAUGAAUAUGAUUCUCAAAGCGCGUCUAGGAAUGCCUCAGUUCCUCAGCGCAGAGGCCCAGUCUCUGCUCAGGGCACUGUUCAAGAGGAACCCGGCCAACAGAUUGGGAUCGGGUCCAGACGGAGCAGAGGAGCUCAAACGUCACGGAUGGUUUUCCAACAUUGACUGGAAUAAACUGUUCCGCAGGGAAGUAAAACCUCCAUUCAAACCGGCAGUGGCGCGUCCCGAUGACACCUUCUACUUUGACUCGGAGUUCACCUCCCGUACUCCUAAAGACUCUCCCGGCAUGCCGCCUAGUGCCGGAGCUCACCAGCUGUUCCGAGGCUUCAGCUUCAUCGCGUCAAGUCUGUUGGAGGAGGAAGGUUCAUCGGAGCCCGUGCAGCCCCCACCGCACCCCGUGGUCCAGCAGCUGCAUGGGAAGAACUUGUUGUUCAGCGACGGCUACGUGCUGAAGGAGGACAUCGGCAUGGGCUCCUUCUCUGUCUGUAAGCGAUGCAUCCACAAGGCCACCAACACGGAAUACGCCGUCAAGAUGAUCGACAAGACCAGUACAGACCCCUCGGAGGAGAUCGAGAUCCUGCUUCGAUACGGACAGCACCCCAAUAUCAUAACGCUGAAGGAUGUGUACGACACCGGCAGGCAGGUUUUCCUGGUGACGGAGCUGAUGCGCGGAGGAGAGCUGCUCGAUCGGAUCCUCAAGCAGAAGUCGUUCUCGGAGAGGGAGGCCAGCGCUGUGCUGCACACCAUCACCAAGACUGUGGAAUACCUUCACUCGCAGGGGGUCGUGCACAGGGACCUGAAGCCCAGCAACAUCCUCUACGUGGACGAGUCCGGGAACCCGGAGUCCAUUCGGAUCUGCGACUUUGGCUUCGCCAAGCAGCUCCGCGCCAACAACGGCCUGCUCAUGACCCCGUGCUACACCGCCAACUUUGUGGCUCCCGAGGUGUUGAAGCGUCAAGGCUAUGACGAGGGCUGUGACAUCUGGAGUUUGGGAGUUUUGCUGUACACCAUGCUGGCCGGUUUUACUCCGUUCGCCAACGGACCCGAAGACACUCCCAACGAGAUCCUGAACAGGAUAGGCAACGGUCACUUCAGUUUGUCGGGGGGUAACUGGGACACGGUGUCCGACGCCGCUAAGGACCUUGUGUCCAAGAUGCUCCACGUGGACCCGCACCGGAGGCUGACCGCCAAGCAGGUCCUUGGGCACCCGUGGAUCGUCCAGAGAGACAAACUCCCCAACAGCCAGCUCCCACACCAGGACCCCAAACUGGUCAAGGGCGCCAUGGCGGCCACGUACUCGGCCCUGAAGAACUCGCAGCCCACCCCCGAGCUCAAGCCCAUCGAGAGCUCCUUCCUGGCACAGCGUCGUGUCAAGAAGCUUCCGUCCACCUCCCUGUAGACGCGCCCUGCGCACCCACCAGCCCAGCCAUCCACCCAACCAAGCAGGUCGCUUGGGAGGGCACCACCAGCCAAGGAACACUGACCGUGACCCUGAAACCCCCCCACUGAAAGAACUCAUGUUGGGAUGGCUAGCUGAUCGCCAUUUUAGUGGACCAGCCAAAGAAUACGGAUUGGGGGGGGGGGGUUGUUUGUAACGUGUGCGUGCGUGUACCUGCAUGAGCAACCAUGCCGCACAAGCCCGGCUCAGCCACCGUUUGAAGUCGUUCAGCUUGCUGCACGUUUAUCCGUCUGCCUGUUUUUGUCCGUUUCUGUCCGUACGUGGAUGCAUGCGUGUGUAAAGAAUGGCGACAGCUUUACAUUCGCGGCUUUGCGCUGCGGAAUCCCUUUUGCGCCGGCAGCACCACGGCUGCAGUAAAAUCCAAAAAUGCUGUUUGUUUGUUUGUUUUGUUUUCUUCUCUUCGGGGUGGCUUGAGGGGCAGGGACAGGAGAGAUGCGGGGGUAGUCGUGUGAAUAAACAAAAAUCUAAAAAUGUCUAUUUCUGCCAUAAAUGCCUCCUUUUGGCUUUGGUACUGCCAGAACAUCCUGGGAAAUGUCUGUUCUUCGUUUACGUACGUUUCUUUUACAGUGUCAGUUGCAUGACUUGCAGCGUGUGCCGUUUCCUUCUCUGUUUUUAUUCGACAAAACAUUUCGUACACUGGUGGCUUUCUGAGAAAGAGACGCGGCAUGUUUAAACAUCGAUAUUGGCUUUGCGGUUUUUUCUUUAUUCUUUCCUUUUUAUUUUCCCGAUGAUAUUUUGAACGCCGUUUUCCGUGCUGGCUGCUUUUGGUGUUGAUUUUUUGUCCAUGGAAAUUGUUGGUUUAAAUUAGUGCAAGACAAACUCGAGCAUAUGUGUUUAAAAAAAACAAAGAAAAAAGGUCUCGUUGUGUUUUUUUGACGAGGCCAAGCAGACUGUUCUAUCUGUGGAAUCGAGCCUGUUUUUUCUCCCUUCAUAUAUUGUAUUGAUCACUCACAAAAAGUUAGCGGUAUCGGACUUUCAGGGAAAAUUGGAGAAGUAACCUAACUUGCAGCUGAACUAAAUUUGAUCGCUAAAUUUGCACAACUUUCUGCUCUCUACUAAGGAAGCGAAUUUAAAAAUCCCCAACAGGCAUUUAAUCCAUUCACAUUUCCAAGGGCACUUUGACUUUCUGAGACUCUUCCAGUCUCCCUUUGUGGUCAAAUUCACGUUUAUUUAUUUUUUUGAUCAAUCGGUUGAUAAAUCACUUUUCUGGUUCAAUUAGAAUUUUCAUUUAAAGUCUCCUCUUGAUGAUUUUACGUCAUGAGACCAAAAUGACUCCUGACAAUUGAUAAACAGUAGACAGGAUUAAUGUCAUAAGAAAAUGACCACUAAAAGUUGAGCCUGUCAUCAGCAAGUUGAGCACUGGUAGAGUUGCUGAUAUUACACCUGAAAGUCCAUAUCCCAAACUUUUUUUUUGGGGGGGGGGGGUGGUUCUGUAUCUGUCAAGUCAAACUGGUUGUGAAAUCACAAAGACUUUUUCUCUUUUCACUGUCUAUUUUUUCUCUUUUUUUUUUUUUUACUUUAUCGAUGACAUCCAAGUGUCAACUUCCCAGGGUAGGUCCUGCUUUCAGCUCGGUGCCUAAAGGCCUACUUGACGGGGAACGUGUCGAAUGUCUCGUGAAAAAGAAGGGAGGGGUUGCGUGGCUCCCGGAUCGCCCACCCAGCUUUCUUACCUCAAAAGGGAUCAUAAAGUUGUGUCAUUGUUUUUUUUUUUUUCAUGGUGGUGGCAAAAAAAAAGACAUUGUUCCUUUGACUAAAUGUGUGGUGUGUCUUAUUGUAUGAUAAAGAUGAAGAUUUUUAUAUCUUUAAAAAAUAUA
Syngnathoides biaculeatus (alligator pipefish) is the source of this 4557-nucleotide messenger RNA. It is a transcript of the gene rps6ka1, whose product is annotated as ribosomal protein S6 kinase a, polypeptide 1. The transcript is spliced from 22 exons. Lineage: Eukaryota; Metazoa; Chordata; Actinopteri; Syngnathiformes; Syngnathidae. Gene Ontology annotation, biological process: positive regulation of DNA-templated transcription; protein phosphorylation; intracellular signal transduction. Bases 476 to 2683 code for a protein of 735 amino acids. Gene Ontology annotation, molecular function: magnesium ion binding; ribosomal protein S6 kinase activity; ATP binding. The record is from RefSeq and is a predicted model, not a curated record.